CAGAUGUCCAUAAAUAUUAGCAACUAACUAUCACAACUUUAAUUAGUUGUUGUGCUUGUUACAUCUUUGCUUUUGACAUUCUCUCUCACUCUUAAUAUUCUGAAAAAGCUUCAAGCAAAAAGAGAUGGUGAAUCUUACUAAUCGACCACCACCACCACCACCUCCACCACCACAAUUCAGAUCCAUUUCUUCCCGGACUCCGGGAAAUUUAAUCCAAAGACUAACCCGAAGUCAACCAGUGCCUAGACCACCACCAGCACCACCGUCAUGGCCACGACCACUGCGACUACUUUCACGACCCCCGCCACCACCACCACUGCCACAGUGGUCACAACCAUCGCCACCACCACCUCUGCCACGACCACCGCCACCACCACCACCAUUUGUGCCGAUUCUUCCUCUACGGCAUUUAAUAAUAAGUAGAAGAAAAAGAAAAUUGUACCACAAACACAUGUUGACCUGGUACUUGAUCACCCUCAUGAUGCGUCAAAAACUCCAAACCCUAAAUCAGAAACCAGAAGAGACAAGAGAAGAAUGGGUGAUCUCGAUCAAAGAAAAAAUGGAUGAAACACUUAGAGUCGACGCAACAACUAGCAGGGACAAGCUCUGUAUCUACAAAGUCCCACGUUACCUUCAAGAAAACGACAAGAAGUCCUAUUUUCCUCAAACGGUGUCGCUUGGUCCAUACCACCAUGGCAAGGAACAUCUACUGCCUAUGGAACAUCACAAAUGGCGUGCGGUCAAUAUGGUCAUGAAACGCACCAAGCACAGCAUCGAAAUGUAUAUUGAUGCCAUGAAAGAGCUUGAGGAGAAGGGUCGUGCUUGUUAUGAAGGUCCUAUUAAUUGGAGUAGUAACAAGUUCGCAGAAAUGAUGUUGCUUGAUGGUUUGUUUAUUCUUGAGCUCUUCAGAGGAGCUGAUAACGAUAAAGGAUUCUUGGUACUCGGGUAUGGUCGUAACGAUCCGGUCUUCGCGAUGCGGGGAUCGAUGCAUUCGAUUCAACGUGACAUGGUAAUGCUUGAAAAUCAACUUCCUUUGUUCGUACUUAACCGGUUAUUAGAGUUACAACUUGGUCCAGAAUACCAAACCGGUUUAGUGGCGCAACUAGCAAUUCGGUUCUUCAACCCGUUAAUGCCAACAGAUAAGUUAGCAACCAAAACCGACCAGCUAGAAAUUAAGAUCUCGUUAGAAAACGAUAACUUCUUUAACCCAAUCGCUGACAAGGACAAGGAGGAGUUGCACUGUCUGGAUGUUUUCCGGCGAAGUUUGCUCCGGUCUAGUCUAAAACCGGAGCCGAGGUUAUCACGAACUAGAUGGUCGUGGAAGAGGCGUGCGGCGGACAAGCGCCAACAACAACUAAUACACUGUGUGACGGAAUUAAGAGAGGCCGGUAUCAAAUUCAAGAGAAGGAAAACCGACCGGUUUUGGGAUAUUCGGUUCAAAAACGGUUAUCUGGAGAUACCCAAACUACUUAUCCAUGACGGUACCAAAUCUCUUUUCUCGAAUCUUAUAGCUUUUGAGCAAUGCCAUAUUGACUCAAACAACGACAUAACAUCCUACAUAAUCUUCAUGGACAAUUUGAUAGACUCUGCCGAAGAUGUUAGAUACUUGCACUACUGUGGUAUCAUUGAACACUGGUUAGGAACUGAUUCCGAAGUUGCGGAUUUGUUCAACCGGCUAUGUCAAGAGGUGGCUUUCGACCUCCAAGAUAGCUAUUUAUCUGAAUUGUCCAAUAACGUUGACCACAAUUAUAACCGAAAGUGGAAUGUUAUGAAGGCAACCUUGAAACACAAGUAUUUCAACAAUCCAUGGGCAUAUUUCUCUUUCUUCGCUGCAGUUAUCUUGCUACUUCUCACAUUGCUCCAGACUUUUUUUACUGCUUAUCCUUACAUUAAACCACCUUCUUGAUUUUCUUUAUUAUUCCAUAGUUUAUUUGAUUAUUUCAUUCACUUGGAAUGUUUGUACCUUUUCACUCUAUUUUUCUAUUGUAUUGCAUUUAAAUAAACUAAUUUACUGA
Raphanus sativus (radish) is the source of this 2015-nucleotide messenger RNA. RefSeq names its product UPF0481 protein At3g47200-like. Lineage: Eukaryota; Viridiplantae; Streptophyta; Magnoliopsida; Brassicales; Brassicaceae. The record is from RefSeq and is a predicted model, not a curated record. The transcript has 3 exons. The coding region runs from base 125 to 1906 and encodes 593 amino acids.